This is a messenger RNA of Moneuplotes crassus, 1145 nucleotides long. Lineage: Eukaryota; Ciliophora; Spirotrichea; Euplotida; Euplotidae. The record is from the annotation of a GenBank genome assembly.
CUAUUUAACAGUUGAAAUUUUAAUAUAAAAAAUAAAAUAGUAAUGAAUUUUGGCUCAAAAAGUCCGGAAUUUUAUCCUAAGUAUGCCCAUUAUGGAUCUGAUGGCCAAGGAAGAGACUCAUAUAUCCUUAAGAACAAUGGAGGCCUGUGAAAUGAACCUAGUAGGCCAGUAUUUGAAUCAACCAUGUAUUCAAGAGUGAAGCCUCACACUAUGGGGAAAGCACCCUUGAGAGAUGCUACAUCAUUCAAGUACAUCUCAGAUGGAAGUGGAAGAGAUUUUUACAUCACGCAUAACUCUGGAGGACUAGAAGCCCCUUAUUUUCCAGGCACAAGACCUUCAGAGUCCCAUUUCAUCACUUCUUUAAGAUCAGGAAAUAAGCACAUGGGCCAGAAAAAGAUGAUCACACCUGCGGAGAGACAAAAAAUGAAGAAGUGCCAGUCAGCGCAACGUCUCCUUGUACAAAGACUCACUGCUUCUUCCAAGGAAUGGAGAGAGAUUUCGAGAUAUAACAAGAUGAAAUCCCUCUCAAGAGAAAGAGAACUAAAGUCCCCUACAGCAGCUAAUCAAGAUAAGUUGCUGGAGUAUCAAACUAUCAGAAAUGAAACGCUUAAGAGACCGAUGCUUAUGUACAGCCACAUAAAUGGAAGCACUGGCAUGAAUGAAGAUGGAGGUCACUAUCUCUUCCCUGUACAAGCCAAAUCCACUCGAAAUUUGAACUUAAAAGAUAAAAUACAUCCGCUAAUGUUUGGGAACACUACAAAUACUAAAUCUGGGAUGAGUCUUCUUAAACCUAAUAACAAUGAAACUACCAAAAGAAAGCGUUCAAUGUUUUUUAAAAGAAAUUCAGGGUACCAAGGAAAACCUUCAGGAGAGGAUUUUAACUACAAGACGCUUGUUUCAAAAUAAGAACUCUAAAUUACAACAGUCUCAGAAAUCCUCGAUGGCUUCUAGAAGGAACUCUUUAAUCUCAGGAAAACUGUUGAUACAUAAGAACAAACAGCAGCAGAAACCAUCAGCUCAGAAAUAUGAUCGUUUUAACUAUUUGUAGACUUCAGCGUACACUUCCUGAAAAAGUGAUGAAUUUUGUAAGUUAGGCGAAUAAUUAUAUCGUCAUUAGUCUAUGAUUAACUGGCUGAUUCAAUAUU